AUGAAGUUAUCCUACACAUUAUUAGUCGCUACUUUAGCGGCAUCUGUUAAGGCUGCUAACUCUGAAGAUGUUGCUUUCCUUACCGCCUUGGUCAGCGACUACAAGGGACAUGGAAGUGACUACUUGAACUUUUUUGGAACUGCUUCCGAUGUUCCAGGCGCUCUUUCAAGUCUUGCACAGCAAGUUAGAACUUACAAGGACGACUCAUAUACAACCCUUUUGGAUAACUCCGAUAUUAACAUUGGAGAAUUGGAAAGUUAUGCUACUAACUUACCAUGGUACACCAGAGUUGCCUCUGCCGCUGGUAUUACUGGUGAUCUUGCUGCUGGCGAAACUGGCUCAGGCUCAGGCUCAGCAUCUGCAACUGGAUCAGGAUCCGGAUCCGGAUCAGGUUCAGCUGCUGCAUCUGUUACCAGUGCUGUUUCAAGUGCCACUGCUGAUUCUUCAUCUUCAGCUUCAGCUUCAUCUUCAGCUGGUUCUACCUCCAGUGGAGGUGCCGUUUCCGCUGCCUACGCACCAUUAGGUGUUGUUUUGGGAGCCGCAGCUGUUGCAUUAAUGUAA
This is a messenger RNA of Dujonia railenensis, 561 nucleotides long. The record is from the annotation of a GenBank genome assembly. NCBI's taxonomy places the organism in Eukaryota, Fungi, Ascomycota, Pichiomycetes, Serinales, Debaryomycetaceae.